Molecule: messenger RNA, 2568 nt
Organism: Capsicum annuum
Lineage: Eukaryota; Viridiplantae; Streptophyta; Magnoliopsida; Solanales; Solanaceae
Product: putative late blight resistance protein homolog R1A-10
Exons: 3
Coding region: 1127-2356 (409 amino acids)
Biological process (GO): protein folding
Molecular function (GO): alpha-tubulin binding
Source: RefSeq, a predicted model, not a curated record
AGCAUAUGAGGUGGAAUACUUAGUUGAUGCUUGUAUUAUCAAAGAAGCUCCUGUAUGGUGCAUCGAACAUUGGCUCUCGGAUAUCAUGAAGGAGAUUACUCUUAUCAAAGAUGAGGCAGCAGAGAUACAUGAAAUGAAAAUGGUUGGCUGUGCAGUGAACACUGUCACAGCUCAAAAGUCAUCAAAUUUGGUAAGGUCUUCAAGGAUGAAUGAAGAAAUAGUUGGUUUUGAGGAUGUCAUAGAAAAGUUAAGAGACCAACUAAUAAAAGGCACCAAAGGACGAGGUGUUAUCUCAAGUGUCGGUAUGCCAGGUCUAGGAAAAACGACUUUGGCCUACAGACUCUACAAUGACAUAUUAGUCUCUUCUCACUUUGACAUUCGUGCACAGUAUUGUGUGUCUCAAGUAUAUUCACGUAAGGAGUUGUUAAUGGCGAUUUUACGUGAUCCUAUCAAUGAGAACUUUGAUUGUGGAGAAAACCGACCUGAUGAAAUAGCUGAUCAGCUUUGUAGAACUUUAUUUUCGAGAAGAUAUCUUAUCCUUGUCGAUGAUGUGUGGGAAACUAGUGUAUGGGAUGAUCUAGUAGGUUGUUUCAAUGAUGCCAAUAAUGGAAGUAGAAUCAUUCUAACAACCCGAAAUCUUGAAGUAGCCAAUUACACUAGAUUUCAAAGUGAUCCCCUCCAACUUCGUAUGUUUAACGAGGAUGAAAGUUAGGAGUUACUCCGGAAAAAGGUGUUUGGUGAAGAAAGUUGCCCCCCUCUCCUAACAAAAGUUGGACAACAAAUAGCAAAAAAGUGUGGUCAACUGCCUCUUUCAGUUGUUUUGGUGGCUGGUAUUCUGUCUGAGUUGGAGAAGGAAGAAGAAUGUUGGGAACGAUUUGCCAACAAUUUAGGUCCCCACAUUCACACAGACUCGAGGGCCAUUAUAGAACAAAGUUAUCAGAUUUUACCCUAUCAUCUCAGGUCUUGCUUUCUUCACUUUGGAGCAUUUCCAGAGGACAGUGUAGUUCAUGUUUCAACAUUAGCACAGUUGUGGAUCUCCCAAGGAUUUGUUAAAAGUUGUGAAGGCAAGAGCUUGGAGGAUAUAGCACAAGGCUAUUUGGAGAAUCUUAUUGGAAGAAAUCUAGUUAUGGGAAUUAAGAGGAGUUCUCGAGGUAAGAUCAAAGCAUGUCGCGUUCAUGACCUAUUGCAUGAAUUCUGCAAGGAAAGAGCGAAGGAAGAGAAUUUUCUCCUAUGGAUAAAGAGGACUGAAAAUGCCUGUCCAUCUUCCUGUUUUGAUCGUCAGAAGCAACUUGCUCAUCACAUAUCCAUUUCUGCAUACAAGUAUCCUAUUGGAGAUUGGAGCUCAUGCUGGUCACAUGUUGGCUCGGUAUUUUUGCUUGAUAGUCCCAAUUGGCCAUCCCGAGAGCUCCUCUUCCAGAUUUACACCUUCAAGUUUCUAAAAGUGUUGAAUAUGAUGAACAUUUUAGUUUUUCAUUUUCCUACUGGUCUAGUUUACUUGAGGUUAUUUGCUGCAAAAGUUCACGCCAAACAUUGUGAUUCAUUCAUAGACAAUUGUUGGAAACUUGAAGUUCUGAUGUUAGAGAAUAUUGCUGGUUUGAUAACCAUGGCACUACACCUUAGAGUCGGGAAGAUGGUUAAACUGAGACAUCUGGCUAUCUUCGAUUGUUGCUUCUCCAGAGAAUUACUUGAGAACUCCGAUAACCUUUAUGAUCUGCAAACUCUCUCCGCUCCAUUUUUUGCUCGUGUCCAGGAUGUGGAAUUGAUUUUGAGAAAAACACCUAAUCUUCGGAUACUGGAGUUUGAAAUUAAGGGUGUUGACAACUUUCAGUACAACAUAUUGAACAUUCCAACACGGAUUGAAAAGUUAUGCAUUUAUAAUGACAGAGUUCAUGAUGACAAUGUCCCCAAAAUCAUCCCCUUUUCCAUCUCCGCACCAAGUCUCAGAAGCUUGACACUACGCGGCUUUUACCUGCAUCCUCACCGCUUCUUAGAAAUUGCUUCACUUGAGAACCUUCAGGCACUUAGACUACAACGCAUUCACUUUGAGAACGAGGAAUGGAAAGUGAGCAAUGGCGAGUUCCUUCAGCUCAGAUCGUUGAAACUACAAAAAAUAGACUGCAUUAAAGAAUGGAGAUGUGUUGAUGAUGAUGUCUUUCCCCACCUUGAGCGCUUGGUUUUGCAUGGAUGCCAAUUUCUUAAGGAGAUCCCUUCUUGUUUCAAAGACAUCUCUUCUCUAUUGUCCAUUGAGGUAAGGCAAUGCAACGAAUCUGUCGUCAAAUCAGCCAGAGUUAUCCAAGAAACACAAGUUGAAGAGUAUCAGAAUUCUGGCUUCCAGGUCUUUAUCCAUGAUGAUUGAGGCCUUUAUUCAGGUCUCCGGCAGAAAUGUAACGUAAAGCUUCGUACAAAAGACCAUUGUGGGUCCAACACUUCCCUCGACCCCGCGCAUAUCUGGAAUUUUAGUGCAUCAGGCUGUACUUUUUUUAGAUUAUGAAGACUAGAGCUUUAUUAGAGGCAGUUUAGAAAAUCAGUAUGCAUUUCUUUGAUUAGCUUUAAUAAAUUCUGUAAAAU